This is a messenger RNA of Leptidea sinapis, 1902 nucleotides long. RefSeq names its product lachesin-like. Lineage: Eukaryota; Metazoa; Arthropoda; Insecta; Lepidoptera; Pieridae. Bases 293 to 1729 code for a protein of 478 amino acids. The record is from RefSeq and is a predicted model, not a curated record. Gene Ontology annotation, cellular component: neuron projection. The transcript has 9 exons.
UGUUAAUGAACCGUCGGUACCCGUGGCUGGCGUUGCGCUCAAAUGUUCUAGCGCUACAUAAAAACUUGUUUUUCGUCUCCGUCGCGCCCUCUCGCGUCUUGCCGCGGGUGCUGUUACCGCUGCCAAUUGUUCCAGAGAUACAACGCAAGAAUGAAGAUAAUAACGAAACAAUAACUAAAACACAGCUAUAUCUGCUAUGUAAACAUAAGCGAGAGAAUAAAAAUUUAAUUUGACGGAGAGUAUUACGGUAUUAAAAGGAGAGAAAUGUGAGACAGAGUGGGUUGGAAAUCAAAUGUCUGUUGACAUUAUGACUGUAGAGGCACCGAGGCGAACGCGAGCUGUUGCCAUGGAGACGGGAGGGCUGCCUCUGGUUUCAACGUUUGCACUUCUCACAAUUAUGGCCGGUCAGUUGCAAGGCUCGGGUUACAGUGACUCGGAACCAGAGUUCCUGGCGCCACUAGAGAAUAUAACCGUGGCUUUAGGAAGAGAUGUACACUUUACAUGUACUGUUAACUACCUCGGGAAUUAUAAGGUGGCCUGGAUAAAGUCAGACACGAAGACAAUACUGGCGAUUCACACACAUAUGGUGAACAUCAAUCCCCGUCUGUCCGUCACACACAACGGCCAUAACACUUGGAAACUCUACAUAAGCAGCGUGGAACCGAAGGACUCGGGGACGUACAUGUGCCAAAUUAAUACCGAUCCUAUGAAGAGUCAAAUGGGUCACCUAUCAGUAGUGAUUCCACCAGACAUAGCAGACAGUGAUGGAUCGGAAGCCAGUGCACCUGAAGGUGGUUCCGUGGAGCUCAGAUGUACGGCGAGUGGUGUUCCUGAACCAACUGUAUCUUGGAAGCGGCAUGGAGGACGAAAUAUAGUUUUCCGUGAUGACAACGGGAAUGAAGAGAAAGUUGUAGAUAGUUACAUGGGUUCUACGUUGUCUCUGAAAGGACUCAGACGAACCGACAUGGGCACUUACCUAUGUAUUGCUGCCAACGGCGUCCCCCCUACUCAGAGCAGGAACUAUGAGGUCAAUGUGCUUUUUCCACCGAUAGUCCGUGUCGCAAGCUUGGUCGUAUGGCGUAUGACAGACAUGCAAGUAACUCUACAAUGCUAUGUAGAGGCUUCCCCAAAGUCUCUUACUACGUGGCAACGCGGGAAAUCUCAUUCAGGGCCAAAAUUAUUGAAUAGCUCGAAGUAUAUAAUAGCAGAUGAUGUACUCAACAAGUACGCGGUACGAAUGAAUAUGACGAUCAAUCGUUUGAAGAAAACAGAUUUUGGGGAAUAUACUUGUUCUGCUGUUAAUGCGUAUGGAAGGGCUAAUGCAUCCAUAACAUUAAAAGAAACACCACAAAAGACAACAACAACGACAACGACAACGACGACGACGACAACAACAUCUACAACAACAACACAGCGGCCGACAACAGCUCGAACCACAACAAAACCACCGAAGCGACACCUCAAGAAACAGCAAACACAAAAUGCUAUUGACACCGAGGAGGCCGGCCUCAACAAUGCCUUGAAUUUCUACAACAUCAACAUCUACACUACAACAAAUAAUAGUCACAAUCAUAAUCGUAACCAUAAUGAUAUAAAUCAAAGAGCUGAACGACAAAAGAUUCGACCAUCGGGUCCACCGAGACAUUUUGUUGUUUACAACAAAGGCACCUUUACAUCAACAUGUAUGAAUUAUCCUAUCUAUAUUUUUAUUAUUUUAUAUACAAUGUAAUACUCUAUCUAAAUAUCUUGUAGUUUGGUAGCUGUUUAAAAUAAUAUUUAAUUUACUAUGGUUAUGUUAAUAUUAAUUAAGAAUAUUAUUUUAAAUAAAAUUUUGAUGAUUGUAACUAUAUUACUGUGAAAUUAAAUUCCAAAUUUUAUAUCAAUCAAUGAUAGAAAAAUCGU